Messenger RNA from Salvia miltiorrhiza (redroot sage), 1106 nucleotides. RefSeq lists its product as uncharacterized. The transcript has 5 exons. The record is from RefSeq and is a predicted model, not a curated record. Lineage: Eukaryota; Viridiplantae; Streptophyta; Magnoliopsida; Lamiales; Lamiaceae. The coding region runs from base 543 to 1106 and encodes 187 amino acids.
UCUCACUUUUCACACCCAAAACUCCCUCAAUUUAUUGCUUUAAAUCAAGCAAUUUUGCCUUUUAGUUGAAGCUUCACGCUUUCCGCUUCAUUAUGUAUAAACAACCCGGAUUCCGUCUGCUGUUUUGCUUCUUCAUUUCCCCUCUUAAUCUUCUGCGCCUCUUGGUUUUGUGAAGCGGAGAAUUUUGCCUUCUGUUAUCAUGGAUGAGUGGGAUGCUCAGAAGAUGUUGGACUUGUACAUUUACGAUUAUUUGGUGAGAAAAAACAUGAAUACAACAGCUGGAAUCUUAGCCGAAGAGGCUGAUCUUCAGCCCAAGUCUGUUGUUAUCAAUCCUCCUGAAGGAUUUCUGUCUGAGUGGUGGUCCUUAUUUUGGGAUGUAUACUCUUCUAAACUUCCGAAGAAUCCUCAGGGAGAACAAGCCAGCACAUCAAAGGUUUUUUGAUUUUUUCUUCUUCUAAUUUUUAUAAGAACUUGUUUGAUUGCAUUCUUGUAUAACAAAGGUCAUGCAUUGAAGUUGAUUCUCGUCUAAUUUUCAGCUACCUAUGAAUGGUGGACCUGUGCUGCAAAAUCCUCAGCCUGGUUCGCUGGUGCCAGAUGUCAGCUAUAUGCUGCAGAACAUCUGUCAAAGAACUCCUAUGUCUGGGCUUCCUAAUCUGCUUCAGAUAGGCAAUCCAACACAAAUGCCAAAUAUGGGAAGUUUGCUGCAAAAUGCUUUUCCAACUAUGAUGCCAAAGAUGGAUUUCACUGCAAAUCAGUUUCGACAAAAACCUAUGUCGCUUUCAGACUACUCUAUAAGGGAUGAGCAGAUCUUGGAUGAAUUGGCUGCUCAAAGAGAGCGUGAGCAAGAGCAUCUUAGGCUCCCUCGAAGGUGCCUUGAUCCUAAGUCGAAUCUUCUCAAUGUUGAUCAUUUAGCUAGCAUGUUGCCGUUGCCAAGCAGUUCCAGCCAUCGUCAGAAGAAAGUUAGUAGCAAGCGGCAGUGUCCUGUUAUUAAUGAUGUCAACUAUAGUACUGGUUCGAUGAGAUCUAUCCCUUCGGAGCUAACUCCUUAUCCACCAAAGCUGAUACAGGAUGACAUCGGACAUGCAGAUGCUGGUUUGUACACUUGA